UAGGAAUGUGUCACAAGACACUCCUUCGUUUGAGGAACAGGAGAAAUAUGAGUAUAUGAGUGUGUUUUUAUACGGAAACUGAGAAAAGAGCAAAAAGAAACCCUCAUGGUAACAUCAAAGCCUCAUGCAGCACUUAUAGCAAGCCCCGGCAUGGGGCACCUAAUUCCCAUGGUGGAGCUAGGCAAACGCCUCCUCACUCACCACUCCUUCCACGUCACCAUCUUCGUCGUCACCACCGACUCCGCAAUCACAACCUCUCACAUACUCCAACAAACAUCAAACCUCAACAUCGUCCUUGUCCCUCCCAUCGAUGUCUCCCACAAACUACCACCCAACCCGCCCUUAGCAGCACGAAUUCUGUUAACCAUGCUCGACUCCAUACCCUUUGUGCACUCUUCCAUUCUGUCCACCAAGCUUCCUCCUCCUUCGGCACUCAUCGUUGACAUGUUCGGAUUUGCAGCUUUUCCCAUGGCACGUGACCUCGGCAUGCUUAUCUACGUUUACUUCGCCACCAGCGCCUGGUUCUCUGCGGUUACCGUAUACGUUCCCGCCAUGGACAAGAAAAUGAUUGAAAGCCACGCGGAAAACCACGAGCCGCUCGUGAUUCCCGGUUGCGAAGCGGUUUGGUUCGAUGACACGCUCGAACCGUUUUUAUCGCCUAUAGGGGAGAUGUACCAGGGUUACCUUACAGCAGCAAAGGAGAUAGUGACCGCUGAUGGAAUUUUGAUGAACACGUGGCAAGAUCUGGAGCCCGCUGCGACGAAGGCGGUGAGAGAGGACGGGAUAUUGGGCCGGUUUACGAAGGCGGAGGUGUAUUCGGUUGGACCGCUGGUGAGAACCGUGGAGAAAAAACCGGAGGCUGCGGUUUUAAGUUGGCUGGACGGUCAACCGGCUGAGUCGGUGGUCUAUGUGUCCUUCGGGAGCGGUGGGACAAUGUCAGAGGUUCAAAUGAGGGAAGUGGCGUUGGGCUUGGAGCUGAGUCAACAGAGGUUUGUUUGGGUGGUGCGGCCACCGUGCGAGGGCGACGCGAGUGGCUCGUUUUUUGAAGUAUCGAAUGGUGGUGACGUGGCGCUGAAUUACUUGCCGGAGGGGUUCGUGAAAAGAACGGAAGCGGUGGGGGUUGUGGUCCCCAUGUGGGCCCCGCAGGCGGAGAUUCUGGGACAUCCAGCGACGGGUGGUUUCGUGACGCACUGUGGUUGGAAUUCUGUUUUGGAGAGCGUUCUGAACGGGGUUCCCAUGGUGGCGUGGCCGCUUUACGCGGAGCAGAAAAUGAACGCGUUUAUGCUGUCGGAGGAGCUUGGGGUGGCGGUGCGGGUGGCGGAGGAGGGAGGAGUUGUGAGAAGAGAACAGGUAGCGGAGCUGGUGAGAAGAGUGAUGGUGGAUGAAGAAGGUUUUGGUAUGAGGAAGAAGGUUAAGGAGCUGAAAGUGAGUGGAGAGAAAGCGUUGUCUAAGGUUGGAUCCUCUCAUCAUUGGCUUUGUCAAAUGAGCAAGGACUGUGAAGCUCAUGUGCAGGGUUCUGAGGCUAAAGUUUCUUCUGCUUACACUACUACCACUGCUGUGCUCAGCGACGUCGUUCGCUCUUGAACCCUUUUCUUCUUCAUCUUAAUUAUCGUCUUCAGUUUGCAGUGUUUUACAACACAAAUCUCAGUUUAAUUAUUACGUCAAUAAAAAUUAAUUUAAUGUCAAAUUAUUAGUAUAUGAAAUUGCUUUGGUAGUUAAAGCUAUGUUCUAAAAAACAUUUGUUCAAGAUUUAGACGAGUGAAGUAAGAGAGAAUUUGAUACCCCUUGAAAGUCCUUAGUUCAUACUUCAUAGUCAGGGUCCGGGUAAUAAUAUAGAUAGAUAGAUCAGAAACACACAUUUCAUGCUUCUUAUUUUUUUUUAAGAAAUGUUUUCAGGACACUUUAAAUCCAUCUAUACCUAGAAAGAGACAAAAGUUGAAGAGUGGAGUUUUUAUUUCAGGACAAAUAAAAUAUGUUAUUAUAUAAUA
This is a messenger RNA of Glycine soja, 1988 nucleotides long. Its product is annotated as UDP-glycosyltransferase 72E1-like. The coding region runs from base 106 to 1584 and encodes 492 amino acids. NCBI's taxonomy places the organism in Eukaryota, Viridiplantae, Streptophyta, Magnoliopsida, Fabales, Fabaceae. The record is from RefSeq and is a predicted model, not a curated record. Gene Ontology annotation, molecular function: UDP-glycosyltransferase activity. The transcript has a single exon.